GUAUUUUGAAAUCUGAUGACUGAUUUUUCUUGUUCAUUAUUGAAACAUAAAACGAAACAAAGCGACGAUAGAAAAAGAUUUCAAUGUCAAUCAAGAAAUGCACAAAACUUUCUCUCUUCCGAAGAAACCAAGAAUAAGCGAAAACGACUGAGCAAUGUUUAUGUCCAAGUUCCAAGAAGCCCAAGUCCAGUAAAAUCACUACCCUUGUCUACUAAGAAUCUUCAAUCUUUCCAUGAAAGAAAAAUGGAUGAUAAUAUAUCCUUAAAAAAAACUGUGCAUUUGUCUGUUAAACCUUCUAAAACAUUUUCGGAAAAGCUUUCUGAUCUUAGAUCAAAGAAGAAAAUAAAGGAAAAUAUAACGGACAUGCAGAAAAGGAGACUUUCUAAAGGCUUUGUAGCAUUAAAUGAAAAAAAUAAAUUGGUAGAUUCAGAAAUUUUUUCGGAUUUUCAAAGUAAAGAAAAUGUGUUAUCAUUCUCUUCAGAAGAUCCCUAUGAUUCAUAUUCAAUGCUUUAUCUUUCAAAAAGGAAUAUUUCUCAUGAUGAAUUAAGCUUCUAUUUUAAAGGAAAGAAAAUCUUUUUAUUACCUGAAUUAUUAAAAACAGUAACGGCACCAACUUACGAGUUUCCUGAUCAUGACAAUGAUUGUGUUGUAAUUGGUAUUAUUGCGUAUAAGUCGAUACCAAAACAUAUUCAAAAUGAAAAAAAAGAUGCGAAUAUAAAGUCAAGAUAUUGUGUAUUGACGUUGACUAAUUUAAAGUGGGAAAUAAGUCUUUUUUUAUUUGAUGGCGCAUUUGAACGUUAUUGGAAGAUUCAGGUUGGAUAUAUUAUAGCAAUUUUGAAUCCGGGAAUUAUGAAACCUAAAAAGAUAGAUUCUGGAAAUUUUAGUUUAGUUUUAUCUCAUGAGUAUGAUUCAUUAUUAGAACUUGGUUUAUCGCGGGAUCUGGGGUUUUGUAAUGCCUUAAGACGAGAUGGAAAACAAUGUACAUCAUGGGUAGAUAUACGUCAUUCUGAAGUCUGUGGAUUUCAUGUUGAUCAAGGAAUGCAUAAGAUUAGAAAUGCGCGAAUGGAAGUUGCUACUGGUACACGGCUUUAUUCUCCUAAAAAAAGUAAAUAUAUAUCGAGUAAAGUAGGCUAUAGCAAAGGUCCUAAAUCUGCAGAAGGACUUUUGGCUGAACAUACGGGCUGGGUUCAUGAUCCGUGGAAUGGAAAUGUAUUUAUGAUAUCUAAUUUUCUUUAUGGUUAUGAACGUGAUGCUUUAGACGCUAAAAGGGCUGAAAGAAUGCGAUUUCAACAUCAGAAACAAACACAAGAAUCUAAUAUGGUUUCCAGACUUUUUGCUUAUGAACAAGUUCCUCGAAAUGUUCCUGAUUCUUUAGAAAUUCAUGCAAAAGUAACAUGUCCUAUUUCUUCUGUUUCUUUAGAAAAUUCAUCCAAAUUGUAUCCGGAACCUUUUUCCAUACAAUCUGUUAAGCGAAUUGGUUUUAAUCCCUACAGUCAUUCGGUUUUUCCGUCUAGUUCAUCUAUUUUACCUAUCGCACGUUCAUUGUCAUCUGAUAUUUGUUGUAAUUCCGAUUCUGAUCUUGAGAUCAUUUAA
Pneumocystis murina B123 is the source of this 1593-nucleotide messenger RNA. RefSeq lists its product as hypothetical. Gene Ontology annotation, biological process: DNA replication initiation; DNA replication. The transcript has 4 exons. Gene Ontology annotation, molecular function: single-stranded DNA binding; DNA replication origin binding. Gene Ontology annotation, cellular component: replication fork protection complex; nucleus. Bases 16 to 1593 code for a protein of 525 amino acids. NCBI's taxonomy places the organism in Eukaryota, Fungi, Ascomycota, Pneumocystomycetes, Pneumocystales, Pneumocystaceae. The record is from RefSeq and is a predicted model, not a curated record.